Morone saxatilis (striped sea-bass) is the source of this 2565-nucleotide messenger RNA. RefSeq names its product leukotriene B4 receptor (gene ltb4r). The record is from RefSeq and is a predicted model, not a curated record. Gene Ontology annotation, molecular function: leukotriene receptor activity; complement receptor activity. Bases 200 to 1348 code for a protein of 382 amino acids. The transcript has 4 exons. NCBI's taxonomy places the organism in Eukaryota, Metazoa, Chordata, Actinopteri, Moronidae. Gene Ontology annotation, biological process: inflammatory response; positive regulation of cytosolic calcium ion concentration; phospholipase C-activating G protein-coupled receptor signaling pathway. Gene Ontology annotation, cellular component: plasma membrane.
CUCUUCACACAAAAUCUUCAAAGCAAAGAGGGAACGGCAGGAGUUAGCAUCACAUCAGGCAAGGUGUAAAAUUGAUGGGAAUUGCUAAACGUCUGGUGUGAAUUUACCACUGAGCCUUUCAUAAAGGGAUUGACACUUGAAGGUUGUGUCAGUUUCACAGUUGUGAGAGGCAAACUCAGAUUCUUCAGAGGUCUUUCCGAUGGCAUCCAAUAUCACCGCCACCACUUCCCAGCACUCCCCCUCUGCUGCUUCAAAUCCCAUCAGCGCCUCAGCCCAGGCCGGCAUCGCCAUCUUGACCCUGGCGUUUGUGCUCGGCUUUCCCGGGAACCUUUUUGUGGUUUGGUCGGUUCUCUGCCGGGUGAAAAAGCGCUCAGUGACCUGUUUGUUGGUGCUGAACCUGUCUAUGGCGGACGCUUUUGUGUUGCUCAGCACUCCCUUCUUCCUGCGCUACCUGGCUGGAGGCCAAGGCUGGGAGUUUGGCUCGGCGGCAUGCAAGCUGGUGCAUUACCUGUCAAAUGUGAACAUGUACGUGUCGAUUUACCUCAUCUGCCUGAUGAGCAUGGAUCGCUGGCUGGCUGUAACAAGGCCUUUUCUGUCUCAGAGAAUGAGAACCAAGCGCUCCCUGUUGGUUCUCCUGCUGGUGGUCUGGGUGUUAGCGUUCAUUCUGUCACUGCCGAUGCCUUUCUACCGCAGCAAUCUGACGAAGACAUUUCCAAACAAUAUCACUCUGAGAUUUUGUGUGCCAUACCACUGGGACAGCAAUGGUCACAAGGUCUUCCAGUACCUGUUUGAGACCAUCAUGGGCUGCCUGCUGCCUUUCUCCCUCAUCAACACCUGCUACUCCUCUGUCAUCUGCCGCCUGCAAAACGUCAAGUUCCAGCGCAGAGGACAAGGCAGCCGCCUCAUCCUGCUGAUCAUCUGUGCCUUUACAAUAUUCUGGCUGCCCUAUCACAUCGUCAACAUCAUAGAGGUGGUCGGUGUGUUGCAGGGCAGUGACUCGGUGAUCAAAGCUGCCAAAACAGCCCGUCCAAAUGUCACGGCCUUUGCUUACUUCAGCAGCGCUGUCAACCCCAUCCUCUACGUGUUCGCCGGCAGCUCCCACAUCCGCCAGGCUGGCUUCAGUUUCAUGGGCAAGCUCUUUGAGGGCACCAACUCGGAGAGCAGGACCACGUCUACCUUCGCCCGCAGCGGCCGUAGCAGCUCUUCACCAGAUGAGAGCUCCGUCCUGCACGCAAUGUCAGUCAAACUGGGGAGGCCUUUCAAAGGCAAGAACAAGGAGAGCAACAGUGUGGCGGGAACGGACGGACCUGAACUCAAGACUCUGGCCAGUAUUGAGCAGUUAGAGUAGCUGACUGCUAAGCUAUGCUAUAUUUCAUUCCAGCCAUUCUCCUUGGACUACUUUCCUUAAUUUAAAUUAUUAGACACAGACUAUGUUGACUUAUAUAUGUAUAUACACAUAUAUUUGCUAUUUGCUUCAUUUGUUGUCUAUGCAGUUAUAAAAACAUCUGUCAACAGAAGCUCCAGCUCAUUGCUAGUUGAAGAAUAAACUCCUGGGAAUGUCAUGGCAAGUAGAUGGACUCUUUGAAAGCUCUUUGGAGUAUAUAUCUAUUUAACUGUGUAUACAACCUGGUCUCACUCCCAAGUCAUCAAAAACUGCAGUUCGUCAGUGGCCCCAAAAUAAAGUGUUGUGGUAUAAAAAGCGAGGGCCAUUGACCAAGUGGCAAUAUUUGACGAUUUGGGAGUGAGAAUAUGUUUGUGUAUAUUAAAAAGGAAAAGGACUGCAUAUUUAUGGAAAGCUAGCGGCAUGGCUCUAAAUGAAAAUGUUGGUCUCUUGGUCGGUGGGUUGGUCCAACACUUUGGUCCAGAUGUGAAAAUCCGGAAAUAUCUCAACAACUACUGGAUGGAUUGCCAGGAAAGUUGAAAAUCCCGGUCCCCAGAGGAUGAAUCCUAAUGGUCGUGCCACCAGUGGGUCACAGUAUUUGAAAUAUCUCAACAUUUAUUUGAUGGAUUGACUCAAAAUUUUAUACAGACCAUCAUGGUACCCAGAUGACAAAUGACUUUGAUGAUCCCCUGACAUCUAGAGCCACCAUGAAGUUGGCAUGUGGUUUUGAAUGAAAUGCCUCAACAACCUUUGGACGGAUUGUUCCCAUGAGCCUCAGUUAAUAAAGAAAUGUUUACAUGUAAACACGUUAAGCUAAGAUUGUGAACAUGGUAAAUGUUAUAGAUUGUGAGUUUGUUUCCAUGCUAGCAUUAGCAUUUUGUUCACUGUGUGUGUUCACUAAACCUCACAGGGUCACUAGCAUAGCUGUCUUGUUCAGAGAAGAAAGGACUGUUCGCAUGUAAAACCAUCACCCAAAACAUUCUUACUUGUGUUUUUUCUAAUCAAAGCAUUGUUGUUCCAGAAAUGUAGCAUUUUUUACCAUCUGUUUGUAUAAAUUAUCACAUAUAUUUCAAAUGUGUAGGAAUGGUUAUAUUUUUUUCAUUGAAUAGUAAUGUGUAUGGUCAUUUGUAGUCAAAGACAAAAGACACAAUUUGUUAACUUAAUAAAGCUUUUUUAAUAUUGAA